Messenger RNA from Limanda limanda (common dab), 1931 nucleotides. RefSeq lists its product as uncharacterized. NCBI's taxonomy places the organism in Eukaryota, Metazoa, Chordata, Actinopteri, Pleuronectiformes, Pleuronectidae. The transcript has 7 exons. Bases 134 to 1657 code for a protein of 507 amino acids. The record is from RefSeq and is a predicted model, not a curated record. Gene Ontology annotation, molecular function: proton transmembrane transporter activity. Gene Ontology annotation, biological process: proton motive force-driven ATP synthesis.
CGGGCUGCUCAGAAGGGGGGCGUUCACUGUCACAUGUUACAUAAAGGUGACCAAGUCAGUGUGCGUUGCUACUGGACCUCUGCACUGCAGAAAGGGAACAUUUGUAAGCACCAUUUAAUCAAAGCACGGAGAGAUGGCAGCUACGCUCCUGAGGAUGGGACGACUGGGUUGUAUCAAGUGCUUGCAGGCUGACAGGUGGAGUACUCUAAGCAGAGCCCCUGUAGCUGUAGCCCUAAGCACAAAAUCUGGUGGUAACAAAAAAUCGUCCAAAAAGAACAUCUCAGACAAAGACCAGGCUCAAACAUACUUCGAUCUAGAGAAACUUGUCCAGCACAAGUCAUAUGUGCCUCCCAAGAAAGAAGUUUCUGCAGCGACAGCCGUAGCUGCAGCUGAAACAGUCGCUGAUCCAGUGCUUGGGGUUUCUCUCACAGCUUCAGCAACAGAAUCCAUACCUGUCGUUGAAACAGUCUCUGAAUGUGUCCCAGAAGCUGUGUCUGUUGCUGAAGCUGCCACUGAAGCUACACCUAUUAUUGAAGUUGUUGCUGAAGCGGUUGCGGAAGCGGUUGCUGAAACUGUACCAGUGGUUGAGGCUGUUGCAGAAGCUGCUGCAUUUAUAGCUGAAACUGCUACCACUCCACCAGCUGAACAGCCUGCUCAAGUUGCUCCCAUUGAAGCAGUCCCUGAGUCAGCACCAGCCCCUGAAGCCCCAGAGUCUGUGGCUGCUCCUGUAGACAUGGCCCCAGUGUCUGUGGCUGAAGCUGCUCCUGUAGACGUGGCCCCAGAGUCUGUGGCUGAAGCUGCUCCCAUAGAGGCGGCCCCAGAGUCUGUGGCUGAAGCUGCUCCCCUAGAGGCGGCCCCAGAGUCUGUGGCUGAAGCUGCUCCCGUAGACGUGGCCCCAGAGUCUGUGGCUGAAGCUGCUCCCCUAGAGGCGGCCCCAGAGUCUGUGGCUGAAGCUGCUCCCGUAGACGUGGCCCCAGAGUCUGAAGCUGCUCCCCUAGAGGCGGCCCCAGAGUCUGUGGCUGAAGCUGCUCCCGUAGACGUGGCCCCAGAGUCUGUGGCUGAAGCUGCUCCCGUAGACGUGGCCCCAGAGUCUGUGGCUGAAGCUGCUCCCGUCGACGCGGCCCCAGAGUCUGUGGCUGAAACUGCUCCCGUAGACGCGGCCCCAGAGUCUGUGGCUGAAGCUGCUACUGUAGACGCGGCCCCAGCGCCUGUGGCUGAAGCUGCUCUUGUCGAUGGGGCCCCAGCACCCGUAGCUGAAUCUGCCCUUGUCGAUUCUGCCCUAGCGCACGUGGCUGAAGCUUCUCCCGUCGAAGUGGCCCCAGCAGAGGUUUCUGCCUCUGUAGAAAGUGCUGAAGAGCUGGUGGACCCUGCUCCAGUCAUAGCUGAAGCUGCAGGAGAGGAACUGCAGGUGGAAGCCCCAGCUGAACCAUCUGAGGCUCCAAUGGACCCAAUUCAGAAGCUCUUCUUGGACUCCAUCCGCGAGUACUCGACAAAAAGCCAGGCUGCUGGGGGGCUGGUCGAUGCAGGUUCAGAAUAUGAGAAGGCUUUAGCAGAGGAGAUUGCAAAGCUUCAGAGACUCUAUGGUGGUGGAGACCUAACAUCUUUCCCUGACUUCAAAUUCACAGAGCCCAGCUUGGAUGAAGUUUCCCAGAAGUGAACAUCAGCACUUUGAACCUUUUCUACUGACACCUGUUUCCUGUACAUCUCCAUAGUGGAACAUUAAAUGUCUGUUUACUGUCAAGUUGCAGCAAACUCUUGAAUCUUGCUUUGUGUCUGAGACUAGACCUGUUUCAAUGACUAGAUGUGGAAGAUAAAGUAGUAGAUGAACGUAUUUGGCGGACAAAGUGAGAUUGAGCUGUGACAUAAACUGUUUAGAUUCAUCCAUGUCAGAGCUUAGUAUAAGGAAAACAUUAAAUUCCAUUUCAUAUCUA